CCGGCCGCCAUGCCCAGCCCCCGGAGCAGCCCGUCCCGCCGCGCCGCGCCCGUCCCCAGCCCGUCCCGCCGCGCCGCGCCCGUCCCCAGCCCGUCCUGCGCGGCCGUGGCGUUCCGCUCCCUGCUGGCCGCCGACCUGCGCUUCUCCCGGCAGCUGGGCGUGUGCGCCGGGGAGCGCUCGGCCUGGGGCAGCGCCAGGCCCCUCCUGCGGCUCCUCGAGGUGUCCGGCCACGGCGUGCCCUGGCUGGCGGGCACCCUGUAUGGGCUGGGCCGCAGCGAGAGCCCGGCGGGCCGCGAGGUGCUGCUCAACCUGCUCUUUGCUUUGGUGCUGGAUUUAGUCCUGGUGGCGAUGGUGAAAGGGCUCGUGAGGAGAAGACGUCCCACUCACAACAAGAUGGACAUGUUUGUCACUAUCUCAGUGGACAAAUAUUCCUUCCCAUCAGGCCAUGCUACCAGAGCUGCCAUGGUGUGCAGAUUUGUCCUGCACCACCUGGUGCUCGCCAUUCCUCUGCGGGUCCUGGUGGUUCUAUGGGCCAUCAUUGUGGGCAUCUCCAGAGUCAUGCUGGGUAGACACAACGUGACAGACGUGGCCUUUGGCUUCAUCAUGGGCUACAUGCAAUACAAUGUGGUGAAAUACUUCUGGCUGUCGCCCCUUAGUGCACCUGCUCUCUUUGCAGCGUGGAAUCAGUGAUGGCCACCAUGAAAAGGAAGAGACACACCUUGCAGUGUCUUAUGCUUCAUAGAGAGCGUGAACCGGGACUGGAUGAAAGAAUCAUCAUAAGCCUCAUCUGACAAGCAAGACUGACGAUAUCAGCAACAUCAUGCUUCAUUCUGCGGGAUAUGUGGACUCAGGUUGGGACAAAACGAGAUCUGUUGGAAAGCUAUUCUUGGUGCCAUCUUGCUCUCAAUCUGCUGCUGGGCCGAAGCAUGUGCCAGCCCCUACGGUUGCACUGACCAUCCCAGGAUACAAUCACUCCACAUCUCCUGGUGCUGUAGAAGUUGAUGGAGAUCGGCACACUAGCCAAGCAGCUAAUUCUUAUUUUCUUGGUAUUUAAGAACAUGCAUCAGUAAGAUUUGUGGUUAGUAGAAAUACUGUAAAUCAGCACACAGCAGAGGAUGCCUGUAGUAUAACUGGCUUACUGUCUCAUAUAGCAUAAAUAGUAGAUGUAACUUCUUACAAAUAUUGUUAGAUAGGGACAGUUUUCAGCAAGUAACUAUGUGCUGUAAAUAUACUGAUUGGUGCUGUUGUGGCUGAUUAAUAGUGGGUGUGCCCCCUAGUGGCUUUAGUACAUUAUUCUGACUCGUGGGGUGGAUGCACUUCCUCUGCUGCCUCUUCUAUAAUGUUGAGAUUACCAAGGUUUUGUAAAUCAAUUCUUUCUCCUUCUGAAGCAGCCUGCCCCUCGCUUGCCAGCCACAUUCCAGUUACAGAGCUUCACUUUGUCAAGUGGGUGGCUUGUUGGAAAGGUGAAGGCAUCUGGUUUUGAAUACCUUGGGAAAUGGCAGUUUUGGGAGUGGAAAUGCACAAAUAGGGUUUUAAUAAAGCGUGGAAUUAAUACCCUGAGCUCUGGGGUGUCUGUACCAGCUCUCCUUUAGGCAGGGUGCGGUUUGUCACUGCUCUCCUAGCAGUUGGGUAAGCAAAGCUCCCUUUCAUGUAUUCUUCUGUCAUCAGAGGAGGGCAUUCAAGCAGUUACUCCCCUUUACCUCUCAGUUGAAAGGCAGACAACAUGCAAACAGUUAAUGCUAUAUGAGGACAUGUGGUGUAGACUUUUUAGGUCUUUAAAAAUAAAUAAGCUACAUGGAGAUCCUGAUCUGAGGUAUGUAGGCCCCAACUCAGCAAGAGGCUUCAACAUGUGAGCCUGUGACUAGUCCCAUUGAUUUCCAUGGGAUUAUUCAACAAUCAAAAUUACAGUAGAAAUGACGUGCGCCAAACUAUAUUUUGUUAUUUUUCUCCAUUGUAUGAAGCUGAAUGUAGCUAAGCAAAAUCAGUUCUACACUUGGUGAGACAAAUAGGAAAGAACAUAAAUGUUGUCAUGUAGAAUGGCGAUGAAAAGGAAAUCAACAAAGUAGCCAAAGAGUCAGAAAAUAAAUUCUUUAGCUAGAGCACUGGGUGGAAGUCCCUCUGGGUCUGAUAGGCUUCCAACAAGGAAAAGCUAUGCAAAUAGUUUCUUUGCAUAGCCCGUGAGGAGGAAAUACCCUCUAGAUAUUUAGUCUUUUGGGGUUGUGGAGGGAAGGCACAGUGUCUGAAUUGAAAAGAGGAAUUGCAGAACUACUUGAGAAAUUAAAUUCCUACGGGCAUAUUGUAUUCAUGCAAGAGGUCUGGUGGAAAGAAAAACUAAGGUCAUUUUAAAAAAAUCCAUGCAGUGUAAUGUAUCCUUAAAACCAAUUACUGCACCAGGAGUACUA
Messenger RNA from Mauremys mutica (yellowpond turtle), 2402 nucleotides. It is a transcript of the gene PLPP6, whose product is annotated as phospholipid phosphatase 6. Bases 10 to 690 code for a protein of 226 amino acids. Gene Ontology annotation, molecular function: sphingosine-1-phosphate phosphatase activity. The transcript is spliced from 2 exons. The record is from RefSeq and is a predicted model, not a curated record. Lineage: Eukaryota; Metazoa; Chordata; Testudines; Geoemydidae.